Messenger RNA from Phascolarctos cinereus (koala), 1548 nucleotides. Its product is annotated as caspase-14-like. The record is from RefSeq and is a predicted model, not a curated record. Gene Ontology annotation, cellular component: cytosol; cytoplasm. Gene Ontology annotation, biological process: positive regulation of neuron apoptotic process; proteolysis. Gene Ontology annotation, molecular function: cysteine-type endopeptidase activity; protein binding. NCBI's taxonomy places the organism in Eukaryota, Metazoa, Chordata, Mammalia, Diprotodontia, Phascolarctidae.
GGGUCUUUGUCGGGCUGGCGAGCGCGGUUCCCGAUUCCGCGGGCAACUGCUUUCACUUUCGCCUUCGCCGCCCCCUAGCUCGGGCUGUGUCCCCUCCCCGCCCCGCAGCCUUCCCCCACAGCCCCCGGCGCUCCCUCCGGGGCCAUGGAGGCGCUCAGAGCCCGGGUGGUGAGCACGCUGGACAGCAUGAGCCAGCCGGAGCUGAAAGAGUUCAAGUUUUACCUGAGGAACUCCGGGGAGGAGCCUAGGAUCACGAUGCAGGACCUGGACAGGGCCCCCACGACCUCGGCUCUGGCCGAUCUGCUGGUCAAGCGCUACGUCGUGUCCGGGACCCCCAGGGUCUUGGUCCGGGUGUUCCAGCGGAUGCGCCGGAACGACCUGGUAGCCGAGUGGGAAACUGCUUCAAGGAUGAAUUUGAAGAGACCAUAUGAAAAUGAUGGCCCUGGAUUGGAACGCUAUAACAUGGAAAAACCUCGUAAGGCUUUUGUGAUGUGUGUGAAGACAGGCAGACCAGGGGCUGAGCAGGAUCGAAACAUAAUAAGAAACUGGCUUGAAGAGUGCAAGUUUGAAUGUACAUCAUGCAUCGAUCCUGAUGAAAAGGAAUUAAUGGAGAAAUUAACAGAGUUUCGAGAUGGAAUAAUUGGAAUAAAAGAUGAUGUUAGUUGCUGCCUUGUUACUCUCAUGGCCCAUGGAGGAAAAGGCUUUAUAAAAACAGUAUUGGAUGAAAGAGUCAACUUAUCAGACAUUUUUGAAAUGUUCAACAAUGAAAACUGUCCAGCGCUUCAAGAGAAACCAAAAAUCUUUGUAAUCCAGGCUUGUAGAGGAGGUCGAAGAGAUGGUGGUGUUGUUCAAGCCGAUGACGAACCAAUGGAAGUGGAUGAUUCACAGAAAAAGCGACUUCCCACAUUCAGUGAUUACUAUAUCAUCUAUCCUACCCAAGAAGAUCAUGUUGCUUUACGCCACCCAAAAGAUGGUUCUGUGAUGAUUCAAGCAAUAGAUGAAGUCUUUCGUCAACAUGGCAAGAAGUUGCAUAUUGCGGAUUUUUUUACUCAAGAGAAUUGUCCCCAGAUAAUUCCAGAAAAUCCUCCCAGGCCCCACAUCAAGAUUGUGAACAACAGAGUGGUGCACACAGACUUUUACAUGAAUAAGAAUCCUAUAAAGGUAGUACUGGUCAUGGAGUCCACUCUCACCAGAGCUGUGUACUUUUGACACUUGGUAGAAGUCGAGGAGGUAGAGGAUUUUCAAUACAGAAUAACUUGUUUAUGCAUUAGCAUUGUGCUUCACACUGUAAAAAACACUGGCUGUUAUGUAUGUUGGUUGGAAUCUGGUGUGAAGAUUUCUAGGAUUGUAGAAAUCCUAGAAGGUAGAAAUGAGUGAGAACAGAUGUGAACUAUAGACAGAUGUCUCCCUACGGGAGUUCUUUCUGUCAAAAAAUGAAUUCCUGUCGUUUUUUUUUAAAUUUAUUUUCAUGUUUCUAAGAUUUUUUAAAAAAAUGGUUUAUUUACUACUUGAACUUUUAAUUCCCUUUUAUUAAAAAAGUUAAAUCUU